AAAACUUUUCCCUUUCCAUUUUCUCCCCUCUCUGCGAUUGCGAAAAACGACAGCACUUUCUCCGCAGCAAAAUCCUUCUACGAAACCGCAUUCAGAAUCGCCGAUAAACUGAGUCCUAGUUUCUUAAUGGAGAGUUCUGAGGAGGAAAAUGAUGGAGUCUCUGGUAAUCAUGUACCCAAGGAACUGAGUCGUUUAGCAUCUAAUGGGAUGAAAUUUAUAGAUGAAGUACUCAAUGGUCAAAAUGAACGUUGUGUGGAUAAUUUUCGCAUGGAUAAGCAUGUAUUUUAUAAGUUGUGUGAUAUCCUACAAGCCAAGGGUUUAUUGCGUCACACAAAUCGAAUCAAAAUUGAGGAGCAACUGGCCAUAUUUAUGUUCAUUAUUGGGCAUAAUCUGCGGACAAGGGCUGUUCAAGAGUUAUUCCGUUAUUCUGGAGAAACUAUUAGUCGUCACUUUAACAAUGUUUUGAAUGCUAUAAUGUCAAUGUCACUGGAUUUCUUUCAGCCUCCUGGCUCUGAUGUUCCUUCAGAAAUCUUUGAAGAUCCUAGAUUCCAUCCAUAUUUUAAAGAUUGUGUGGGAGUAAUUGAUGGUAUACAUGUACCAGUGACAGUUGGUGUAGAUGAACAAGGACCUUUCCGGAAUAAGAAUGGCUUACUCUCACAAAAUAUUUUAGCAGCUUGCUCCUUUGACCUCAAGUUCCAUUAUGUUUUGGCUGGAUGGGAAGGAUCUGCUACAGAUUUACAAGUUUUUAAUUCAGCAAUCACAAGACGGAAUAGAUUGCAGGUCCCUGAAGGUAAAUACUACAUAGUAGACAGCAAGUAUCCAAAUGUGUCAGGUUUCAUUGCUCCAUAUUCCAGUACUCCUUACCACUCCAAAGAAUUUCCCAGUGGUUACCACCCACAAGAUGCAAGUGAACUAUUCAAUCAACGACACUCAUUAUUACGAAAUGUCACUUAUCGAACUUUUGGGGCUCUAAAGGCACGGUUUCCUAUAUUGAUGUCUGCUCCUUCUUACCCAUUACAGACACAGGUGAAGUUAGUGGUGGCAGCAUGUGCAUUACAUAACUACAUUCGCAGGGAAAAACCAGAUGAUUGUCUUUUCAAGAUGUAUGAAGACGCAUCAUUUCCAAUGGAGGAGUCACUACCCCCAUUAGAGUUGGAAGUACAGCCAAAGUCGGAUGUUGAGACCCAGACUCAGUCAUCAGAUCAUACUUUAAAUGCUGAAGAAAUUGCACUUGCUUCACAGUUAAGGGACUCCAUUGCAACUGAAAUGUGGAAUGAUUUUAUCCAUGAUUAUCCCCCCAUGUAA
This is a messenger RNA of Abrus precatorius (Indian licorice), 1305 nucleotides long. RefSeq lists its product as uncharacterized. Bases 127 to 1305 code for a protein of 392 amino acids. NCBI's taxonomy places the organism in Eukaryota, Viridiplantae, Streptophyta, Magnoliopsida, Fabales, Fabaceae. The transcript is spliced from 4 exons. The record is from RefSeq and is a predicted model, not a curated record.